Messenger RNA from Hippopotamus amphibius kiboko, 3624 nucleotides. RefSeq names its product MYCL proto-oncogene, bHLH transcription factor (gene MYCL). The coding region runs from base 577 to 1671 and encodes 364 amino acids. NCBI's taxonomy places the organism in Eukaryota, Metazoa, Chordata, Mammalia, Artiodactyla, Hippopotamidae. Gene Ontology annotation, biological process: regulation of transcription by RNA polymerase II. Gene Ontology annotation, molecular function: RNA polymerase II cis-regulatory region sequence-specific DNA binding; protein dimerization activity; DNA-binding transcription factor activity, RNA polymerase II-specific. The transcript has 6 exons. The record is from RefSeq and is a predicted model, not a curated record.
CCGCAUCCGGCUGCGCCGGCUGUGCUCCUCGCAACCCCAUGGUUGUAAAGCCAGGAGACCUACCUGACCCACACGAGGAAACUGAGGCCCAAAGCUAGAAGUGACCUGCCUGAGGUCCCCAAGAUUUAGAUCCAGGCUGCUCCUUGCGACUUCAACUACACCAUCCAGCCAGUUGGUCAAGACAGAGCCCCAUAACACACCUCUAGAGACGCAUUCACCAUUGACCGAAUCAGGGCCCUGCUAAUACAACAGCUCCCAAUUAUUGCUGGUCCCUAAUUGGCAGAUCCACCACCCUAACUUCUGAGAAAAGGAGCCCAGCCCAUGCCUUCAAACACACUUAUCUCAAGAGCCACUACUCCCCCAAGUUCAAGCUCCCCUCCAGAAGAGAUGGCCCUACUUCCAAGGAAGACUCUGACCACCAAGGUGACGUAAGAAUGAUGGAGUGGAAGAAGCUGUGUAGGUCAGCCUUGGCUCAGAAAGCCAUGCCAUCUGAGGCCAUGGCACAGUUCUGAGGGAGCCUCAGUGGUUGGACCAACCUAUCAGGUAGCCUCUGGGGUGCAAGAUCAGGGAGCGGACAUGGACUUCGACUCGUAUCAGCACUAUUUCUACGACUAUGACUGCGGGGAGGAUUUCUACCGCUCCACGGCGCCCAGCGAGGACAUCUGGAAGAAAUUCGAGCUAGUGCCGUCGCCCCCCACGUCGCCGCCCUGGGGCUCCGGUCCCGGCGCCGGGGACCCGGCCCCCGGAAUUGGUCCUCUGGAGCCGUGGCCUGGAGGGGGCGCCGGGGACGAGGUGGAACCCCGGGGUCACUCGAAAGCUUGGGGCAGGAACUACGCCUCCAUCAUCCGCCGUGACUGCAUGUGGAGCGGCUUCUCGGCCCGGGAACGGCUGGAGAGAGUGGUGAGCGACCGGCUCGCCGCUGGCGCGCCCCGGGGGACCCCGCCCAAGGCGCCCGCCGCCCCGGACUGCGCCCCCAGCCUCGAAGCCGGCAACCCGGCGCCCGCUGCCCCCUGUCCGCUGGGCGAACCCAAGACCCAGGCCUGCUCGGGGUCCGAGAGCCCAAGCGACUCGGAGGGUGAAGAAAUCGACGUUGUGACAGUGGAGAAGAGACAGUCCCUCGGUGUCCGGAAGCCAGUCACCAUCACCGUGCGAGCAGAUCCUUUGGAUCCCUGCAUGAAACACUUCCACAUCUCCAUCCAUCAACAGCAGCACAACUAUGCCGCCCGUUUUCCUCCAGAAAGCUGCUCCCAAGGAGAGGUUCCAGAACGAGGGCCCCAAGAAGAGGGUCUGGAGAGAGAUGCACCAGAGGAAAAGGAAGAUGAGGCAGAUGAAGAAAUUGUGAGCCCCACACCUGUAGAAAGCGAGCCUCCCCAGUCCUUUCACCCCAAACCUGUCAGUUCUGACACUGAAGAUGUGACCAAGAGGAAGAACCACAACUUCCUGGAGCGCAAAAGGCGGAAUGACCUCCGUUCCAGGUUCUUAGCCCUGAGGGACCAGGUACCCACCCUGGCCAGCUGCUCCAAGGCCCCCAAAGUAGUGAUCCUGAGCAAGGCCUUGGAAUACUUGCAAGCCCUGGUGGGGGCUGAGAAGAGGAUGGCUACGGAGAAAAGGCAGCUCCGGUGUCGGCAGCAGCAACUGCAGAAAAGAAUCGCGUACCUCAGUGGCUACUAACUGACCAAAAAGACUGACUGCUCUGUCUUAACAAAGACCUGAGUUUAUUUUUUAACCUCCCCUCUCCCCCUUAGGAAUUUGCACAUUUUGGUUCCAGUGGGACAGCCUGGACAGUAGAUCCCAGAAUGCAUUGCAGCCAGUGCACACACAAGAAGGGCUUGCAUUCUUGGAAACCUUGCAACCCAGCUCUCCCUCUGCCCUGACUCAUGCAUGGGAGUGUUGUGGCUUCUCUGACGCCUUUGGCUCCUCAGGCAGGCAGCUGACUGAGGAGCCUUGGGGUCUGCCUAGCUCACUAGCUCCGAAGAAAAGCCUGACAGAUGCUAUGCAACAGGUGGUGGAUGUUGUCGGGGGGCUCCAGCCUGCAUGAAAUCUCACACUCCGGAUGAGCUUUAGGCUGGGAAAGGAUGCUCCCACUGGUGUCUCUGGGGUGACGCUAGGACAGCUGGGCCUGGACGCUCUCCCUGAGGCUCCUUUUUCCAGGAGACAUACAAGCUGUCUUGGGUGAAGAUGAGCUGCAGACUUGAUCAGCAGGGACCAUUACCUCACUGUCAGACACUUUACAGUAGCAGAGGAGUUAGAAACCUUUAAUAUAUAUAUAUAUAUAUGUAUAUAUAUAUUCUGACGUUAGAUGACACCCCUCCUCCCACGCUCCAUGCUGCGACCUUAAGAACAUUUAAAGAGCUUGGCCUCUAGAUUCUUUGUCUUAAAGUCCCCUGGGCCCUUUCCUCUGAGGGCAGAGACCAUUCGGUCCUCACCAGGGACUUUUUUGUUUCCUUCUGCCUUUGUUAUGCAGUGGACUCCAAGGCACCCCCUUUCCCACAGGUCAGAAAUAUUUCCCUGAGACACAGGGCAAAGUGUUCCAGCCUGUGGCCUGGGGAAGGCUUGGAGUCCUGGCUGCGAACUUGUUCCCUGUCCAGGUGUUUUCCAUCUUGGAAUCUUCUCAAAGCAGAUGUCAGGCACCUAAGGAGAGAGAACUGUACCACUUCCUCUUUCCCACCUCCCUCUCAUCUCAAUGAUAAGUUUGAAGUUCUGCUAGGACCAGGCAAACCUGUCCUUCUCAUGCAACUCCAAGGAGCUUGCUGGCUCUGUAGCCACCCUUGGCCCUCUGCCAGCCUGUCAUGAAUCAGAUCCCUUUCCCAGAAUCUGGGCCUUACUGCAGUUCUUACUGGGAGAGUUGCUGGGACGCAUCCAGUGCUCCAGAAGGCGGACUAGCUUCCUGGUGGGUUUUUAAGGAGCUUCCAGGAGCUCUGCUUAGUGGACCAUGAUGGAUUUUACCCCAGCUGGGCUGAACCUCUCCAAGUGGAUUCCAGGCACAGCCUCUGUUCUGAGAAAGGCACCCAACCCAACAGGUGUCAUGUGGGUAACCUCAGAAGCCCCUAAGCCUAGCCUGGAAGAAAGACUGGCCCCUCCAGAACUCUGCCCAGGGCAGCAGGUGCCUCCGGAUGGGGGUUUGAAAGUAGGGGAGGGGAGGAUGGUAGAACGCUAUACAUAUGGCUCUGGGAAGCCAGCUGCUACUUCCAAACCUGUUAUGCAUGGUGGUCUGUUCCUGAGGUUGCUUCCGGGUCUUUGAGAACCCCAGUGGAAGUUUGGGAAAAGCCUUCCUACCUUCUGGAGCAUGGUUUUUGGGAGCCAACUGACUUCUGGAACUGUCUUUGGAGAACAGGUGGGAUGUCUCACUUGAAUAGCUCAUGUUUUAUAAGCUGCUGUUGGGUAUCAUGCUGGGAGCAGUCUUCUCCUUUUUUUUUUUUUUUAAUACUGUAUUUUUGUAUGCCUUUUGCAAAGUGGUGUUCAUUGUUUUUGUACAAGAAAAAAACUCUGGGGCAAUUCUCCUGUUGCAAGAGUCUGAUUUAUUUUAAAAGGCAGGUUUACCUGAAAUUUUAUGUUUAGUUGUGAUUACUGAUUGCCUGAUUUUAAAAUGUUGCCUUCUGGAACAUCUUCUAAUAAAAGAUUUCU